AUGACCCUGUUGGCGGGCGAUGGCUCCGACUACGACUAUAGUGCCCUGAGCUGCGCCUCCGAUACCUCCCUCAACAGGCCUCCCCAGCACGAGGAGGAGGCUCGUAAGGGGGCCUUCUACAAGAGGGCACAGCCUGCCCCAGAGCUCAGCACCAUCCAUGACAGCAUCCCCCUGUCCAGUGCCCGGAAACUCCACGCCAUCAUCAAUGUAGGUGGCCUUCGGUACCAGCUGCCUUGGACCACCUUAGAGGACUUCCCUCUCUCUCGGCUGGGCCAGCUGCAUCUCUGCAGCAGCUUCGAUGAGAUCAUGCGCAUCUGUGAUGACUACGACGUUACGCACAAUGAGUUCUUCUUCGACCGCAGCCCCUGUGCCUUCCAGACCAUCCUGACCUUCCUGCGGGCCGGUAAGCUGCGAUCCCUCAGGGAGAUGUGUGCCCUCUCCUUCAGGGAGGAGCUGCUCUACUGGGGGGUUCCUGAGGAGAGUCUGGAGUGGUGCUGUCGGCGGCGGCUGCUGCAGCGAAUGGAGGAGUUUGAGGCGAUGGAGAGAGCGGAGGAGGAAGAGGAAUUCCUUGAGGAUCUUUUGGAUUCAGACAGUGUCCAACGGGAACACGCAGGAGAGUCCAGACUGAGCCGCUGCAUGGGGAAGCUAAGAGACAUGGUGGAGAGGCCUCACUCGGGCCUCCCAGGGAAGAUCUUCGCUUGUUUGUCAGUGUUGUUUGUCACCAUCACUGCCAUCAACCUAUCCAUCAGCACCAUGCCUGCCAUGAGGGAGGAAGAGGAGGCGGGCACAUGCUCCCGAAUGUGCUAUAACAUCUUCAUCGUGGAGACUGUGUGUGUCGCCUGGUUCUCCCUGGAGUUCACCCUGCGCUUCAUUCAAGAUCGCAGCAAGCUUACCUUCCUCAGACAGCCCCUGAACCUGAUCGACGUGGUGGCCAUCCUGCCGUACUACAUCACACUAUUAGUGGACAGCACCUCUAAAGGGGAGAAGCGGCUGGGCUCUGGCAGCAGCUACUUGGACAAAGUGGGCUUGGUGCUACGCGUCCUGAGAGCCCUACGCAUCCUCUAUGUGAUGAGGUUGGCUCGCCAUUCACUAGGCCUGCAGACUCUGGGCCUGACAGCACGCCGCUGCACUCGGGAGUUUGGACUGCUACUCCUGUUCCUCUGUGUGGCCAUCGCACUGUAUUCCCCCUUGUUGUACUUGAUUGAGAAUGAAAUGGCCACCACACAGGAGUUCACUAGCAUCCCUGCUACCUAUUGGUGGGCUGUCAUCACCAUGACGACAGUGGGCUACGGGGACAUGGUGCCGAGGAGCAUCCCAGGUCAGGUGGUGGCUCUGAGCAGCAUCCUCAGUGGUAUCCUGCUGAUGGCCUUCCCCGUGACCUCCAUCUUCCACACCUUCUCGCGGUCCUACGUGGAGCUGAAGCAGGAGCAACAGAGGCUCCUGCAGAGGAGGACGCACUUCCUGCUGCGGAGCCGCAUGGCCGGCCUUGGCAGCAACCUCUCCUUAGAGAGUGAUAUGCUCUUUCCCAUAGGGUCAUCUGACGCUAGAGACAUGGACGACUGAGCGAGCUGAGAGCAGGACAGAAAGAAAAGAUGGAGGAGGACACACUGAAUGUGUAAGAAAGAGAGGGAGAUAGUCUGACAAAGAAGGCAUCAGAGAAAAUAAGGGAGAAGAGAAGGAACUCUGGUUAGAUGGGUUUAAAAAAAAAAAAAAUGAUAAGGAAAUGACAGGGAUAUUUUUUUUUCUUCCCAGAAAUGCAGCUCGCUGUGUAGCAGUGUUCAGUUAAACAAAAUGGACACACAAGAAGGUGGAGGAAAGGAUUAGAUAUAACAGUUUAAAUUCAAAAUAACCUCUGGAAGUUAUACGUCCAGCUUACAAAAAAAAAAUAAAUAAAAAAAUACACAU
Molecule: messenger RNA, 1905 nt
Organism: Stegastes partitus (bicolor damselfish)
Lineage: Eukaryota; Metazoa; Chordata; Actinopteri; Pomacentridae
Gene: kcng1
Product: potassium voltage-gated channel, subfamily G, member 1
Exons: 2
Coding region: 1-1563 (520 amino acids)
Biological process (GO): protein homooligomerization; action potential; potassium ion transmembrane transport
Cellular component (GO): membrane; voltage-gated potassium channel complex
Molecular function (GO): delayed rectifier potassium channel activity
Source: RefSeq, a predicted model, not a curated record